GAUCACUCCUCUUUCAGAUCUCUACAUUGCUCAGACAGGCGGCUACGACUUCGCGGCCAGGCGAUGCUAACUUCGAAUGGCUCGCGAACAGCAGUCACACAGGCUGUCAGAGCCACAGGGAGAGCACACGCCCUCCCUCGGCCUGCCAGGACAUCUGCAGCAUGGACAUGGAGCUUUGUCCACCACCUGCACUCCUCUCCUUCUGCCCAGGCAGUAGGAUCAUUGAGCAAUUGGCCAAUACGCACCGGUCACUCGUCUCCAGCCUUUCCUGUCCGCCAGUCUUCCUCCCAUGCGGCAUCAUCAGACCCUGCCAUACGACUGGCGCAGCUCACACUGGAUGCAGAAUCUCAAGGCGCAGCUCAGACUGAGCUCGAUACACUCGACCCUUCCAGUGCGGAGUAUGCCCAAAGAGCCAAGGCACUGAGCGACCAAAGAGCUCUCCAGGAGGUGUGGAAGUCAUGGAAAGACUACGAGAGACAAAUACAAAGUGCUGAAGCAAUUCUUUCCAAUGAGGCGGAUGCCGACAUGAAAAUGUUGGCUGAGGAGGAGAUCACAAGUCUGCUUGAAGGCCAAGAGCAGUGCCGAGAACAGCUCGUUGAGGCAAUGUUUCCCGAAGAUCCUCUCCAUGCUUCGGGCGCCAUCAUCGAGCUACGAAAUUCCAUCGGUGGAGCAGAGUCUUCGAUCUUUGUUGCAUCGAUGACGAGGAUGUAUCAGCGAUGGUGUAGCGCUCAACCGGGCUGGUCAGUACAGACCAUGUCGAUGAUCGAGCCAGAGUCUUCUUCCAUGGCAGGCCUGACUGGCCUGCGAGAGGCAAUCUUGCAGAUCGAGGGUCCUGGUGCUUACGGCCGUCUACGCUUCGAAGCGGGCAUCCACAGGGUGCAGAGAGUACCUGCGACGACCAAGGUGGCGAAGCUGCAAAGCAGUACAAUUGCAAUUGUCGUUCUGCCCUACGAUGCAAGUGCCAGCGAGAAGACAGUCGACGACGUGGUCGACCCCAAGGAUGUCAAGACAGAAGUGAUGCGUAGUAGAGGCGCUGGCGGCCAACACGUCAACAAAACUGAGUCAGCUAUUCGCUUGACUCAUCUUCCCACUGGCAUAACCGUCUCCAUGCAAGAUUCACGAUCUCAACAAGAGAACCGCGUCAAGGCUUGGGCCAUUCUUCGGGGGCGGUUGAUGGAUCUCAAGGUGAAGCAGGACGAGGAGGAUGCCAGGAACCUGAGAGGCGAGCAGAUUGUGGGCCUUUCCCGAGGAGACAGAGUUAGAACCUACAACUACCCUCAGGAUCGGGUAACGGAUCACCGUCUACAGAUGUCCCUCUCUGGCCUCGACGCCUUCAUGGAAGGGGAAGAGGAAGGAGGUUUGGGCACAUUCGUCGAUAGUCUUCAACAGAAGGAGCGAGAGGCCAUUGUAGAUGCUCGUCUCAAGACUGCCGCUAAGGCCACGUGAGGAGAGACGAGUGAGGAGCAAAGUGGAGGACAGUGAAAGAAUAGAAUCGGAUGGUUUCGGGUCUGCCGACAUUGUCCCACCUGUCAAGCCAGCCCAAUGAUACCCCAACACUCUCAUGCAGACUGUCAUCCUGUACUUUAUUGCAUCAUCAAACGAACGAACCAACGAAUGAAUGAACGGUCUACCUUGAA
This is a messenger RNA of Microstroma glucosiphilum, 1637 nucleotides long. RefSeq names its product release factor. The record is from RefSeq and is a predicted model, not a curated record. Gene Ontology annotation, biological process: translational termination. NCBI's taxonomy places the organism in Eukaryota, Fungi, Basidiomycota, Exobasidiomycetes, Microstromatales, Microstromataceae. The transcript has 2 exons. Gene Ontology annotation, molecular function: translation release factor activity. Bases 64 to 1446 code for a protein of 460 amino acids.